Molecule: messenger RNA, 2331 nt
Organism: Emys orbicularis (European pond turtle)
Lineage: Eukaryota; Metazoa; Chordata; Testudines; Emydidae
Gene: LRFN5
Product: leucine rich repeat and fibronectin type III domain containing 5
Exons: 2
Coding region: 1-2331 (776 amino acids)
Biological process (GO): regulation of presynapse assembly; synaptic membrane adhesion
Cellular component (GO): GABA-ergic synapse; glutamatergic synapse; cell surface
Molecular function (GO): protein binding
Source: RefSeq, a predicted model, not a curated record
AUGGAAAAACUGCUUUUGUAUCUGCUGUUCAUUGGCGUAGCAGUGAGAGCCCAGAUCUGCCCCAAGCGCUGUGUCUGUCAGAUUUUGUCUCCAAAUCUUGCAACCCUUUGUGCCAAGAAAGGGCUUUUAUUUGUUCCCCCAAACAUUGACAGAAGGACUGUGGAACUGCGACUGGCGGACAAUUUUGUUACAAACAUCAAAAGGAAAGAUUUUGCCAACAUGACCAGCCUUGUGGACCUGACACUAUCCAGGAAUACAAUAAGUUUUAUUACACCUCAUGCAUUUGCUGAUUUGCGCAAUUUGCGAGCUUUGCAUUUGAACAGCAACAGGUUGACUAAGAUCACCAAUGACAUGUUCAGUGGGCUUUCCAACCUGCACCAUUUGAUACUUAACAACAAUCAGCUGACUUUAAUUUCUUCCACAGCCUUUGAUGAUGUUUUAGCUCUUGAGGAACUGGAUUUGUCCUAUAACAAUCUAGAAACUAUCCCUUGGGAUGCUGUGGAGAAGAUGGUUAGCUUGCACACACUCAGCUUAGACCACAAUAUGAUUGACCACAUUCCUAAGGGGACUUUCUCCCAUCUCCACAAGAUGACCAGGUUAGAUGUCACAUCAAAUAAAUUGCAGAAGCUGCCCCCUGAUCCUCUCUUUCAACGAGCUCAGGUAUUAGCAACCUCAGGAAUCAUCAGCCCCUCUACUUUUGCAUUAAGCUUUGGUGGAAACCCUUUGCAUUGCAACUGUGAACUCCUGUGGCUGAGGCGUCUUUCCAGAGAAGAUGACCUAGAGACUUGCGCUUCUCCUCCACUGUUAUCUGGUCGGUAUUUUUGGUCAAUCCCAGAGGAAGAGUUCCUGUGUGAACCCCCUCUCAUUACUAGACAUACCCAUGAGCUCAGAGUGCUGGAGGGUCAACGGGCAACUCUGAGAUGUAAGGCCCGGGGGGAUCCAGAGCCAGCCAUUCAUUGGAUUUCACCAGAAGGCAAACUUAUUUCAAAUGCAACGAGGUCGCUGGUGUACGACAAUGGAACGCUAGACAUACUUAUAACAACUGUGAAGGAUACAGGCUCCUUCACCUGCAUAGCGUCGAACCCUGCAGGAGAAGCCACUCAAAUGGUGGAUCUUCACAUAAUCAAACUUCCUCACUUGCUAAACAGUACAAACCACAUUCACGAGCCUGACCCUGGCUCCUCGGACAUCUCGACCUCCACCAAGUCAGGGUCAAAUGCUAGUAGUAAUAAUGGGGAUACUAAAGUCAGUCAGGAUAAGAAAGUUGUAGUAGCAGAAGCAACAUCAUCCACUGCGCUACUCAAAUUUAAUUUUCAAAGAAAUAUACCUGGAAUACGUAUGUUCCAAAUCCAGUACAAUGGUACUUACGAUGACUCACUUGUUUACAGAAUGAUACCUCCCACGAGCAAAACCUUCCUGGUCAACAACCUGGCCGCUGGGACUGUCUACGACCUGUGUGUCUUGGCAAUCUAUGACGACGGCAUCACCUCCCUCACGGCCACCAGGGUCGUCGGGUGCAUACAGUUUACGACCGAGCAGGAUUAUGUCCGUUGCCAUUUCAUGCAAUCCCAGUUCCUGGGCGGCACCAUGAUUAUCAUCAUCGGUGGGAUUAUCGUGGCCUCCGUGCUCGUGUUCAUCAUCAUCCUCAUGAUCCGCUACAAGGUGUGUAACAACAACGGGCAGCACAAGGUGACCAAGGUCAGCAAUGUUUAUUCUCAGACCAACGGCGCUCAGAUGCAAGGCUGCAGUGGUGCGAUGCCCCCGUCGAUGUCCAAACAGGUCGUCGGGCAUGAGGAGAGCGUCCAGUGCUCCAGAGUCCCCACUGACAGUGUGACUCAGUCCUCAGACACUUGCUCAAGCCAGGACUCCACUACCACUACCUCUGCACUGCCUCACACGUGGACUUCCAGCGCGUCGGCCUCCCAAAAGCAGAAGAGAAAGCCUGGGCCAAAGCCAAGCAGCGAGCCACCGAGCGAAGCUCUCACAAAUAUCGAGUCCCAGAACACUAACCGAAAUAACUCCACUGCACUGCAGCUAGCUAGUCGUCCCCCGGCCUCUGCCAAAGGGCCCCCCACCUACAAAAGAGCACAAUCAAAGCCAAGUAAGUUUCUCACUUUGCCAGCUGAAACAUCCAGAGCAAAGCGCAGGUACUCCCUGAACGGAGAAUUAAUGGAAUACCAUUGGUAUGGUAACUCCCAGAACACAGGUGGAUUAUGGUCUAAAAGGAGCAUGUCUAUGAAUGGGAUGCUAAUUCAGUCAGACAAUUCUGAUGUGGAUAGUGGAAAAGCAACUUUCUCGAGUUCUGAGUGGAUAUUGGAAAGCACUGUGUGA